Molecule: messenger RNA, 114 nt
Organism: Anisakis simplex (herring worm)
Lineage: Eukaryota; Metazoa; Nematoda; Chromadorea; Rhabditida; Anisakidae
Source: the annotation of a GenBank genome assembly
GAUCUUCGUGCAUGGCCUGAAACAUCGGAUGGUAUCGUUGAAGUGUUCAGGAAGAAUAUUCCAGCCAUGCAUCCGUUUGCAGUGGAACAAGUUGAACGUGACCUGAACAUUUGA